AUGGCGGCUCCUGCGAGCGUGAGGGUCUCGGGCCCUCCAAACAGUAGCUUUCUCGUGGGCUAUCCUGGCAUCUCGGCGACAUUGCCGCGCAUCGAAGGAAAAGUCGAGAUUCGUCCUGGUCAGGGCUUUUCGAUGCCUGUGCCCGUCUCCCUUGUUCGAAUAUGCUUACAACGUCGAGAAACGAUACACCCUGAUGCCGACAGCCUUGCGAAACGACACCUAGGCGCCCCUCGCCGCGAAACGACGGACCUGGUCGGCAAAGAGCAGCUUCUUUUUCGCUGCUCGUCUGGCAAAGAAGCUGAGAAGAUCAUUGCCAUGGAUCUGCCUUUUGUUCUCUUCAUCCCUUAUGGGCGUGGUGGGGAGGAGUCAAACCGACGAAUUCCUCCUGCGUCACUUCAGCUACCGAGUCGAACCGCCGAAACAUACUACGAGCUCGUCGUAACGGUUCAACAAGGCCACAGUAACCAAUACAAAUACACUUUCCCGAUACCGUUACAACGCUACGAUACGCUAUCAACAUUCGGCAUGUACAACAAGCCUGAAUCAAAGCUAGUUACCAACGACAAUAUCGUACACCUCGGCAUCAAUCUACCGCGAUGGAGUUAUGGGCCUAGCGAUCCUAUUACAGUAUAUAUCAAAUUAUCGCCCAACCUCGAUUGGCUAAGUAAGGCGAAGCGCGUGACGAUUGACAAGAUUACCUUGACAGUCGAGGAGGAAAUCACAUAUAAUCCUGAGGGUGACGAACCUUCGAAAAAGAUCAACAAAAUCUCAAGACAAGUACAAGUGGUCAAGACGAAAAUGCCAGAGGCUGGAUAUGCUACCAACGUUGGAUUGGUGUUUCCCUCCAAGGACCUACGAGACCCGGACGGUGUUGUCAAACGAGGCAAACCUCAAUUUCCUCUUUACGAGGUUACGUCCUUUACCACAACUUCAACGCUCUACAAGAUAGAAUUCUACUUGGUUAUCAAGGUUAAUCUUAGUGGUGCUCGAGAUGUCACGAUACGACAACCGAUCGUUAUCUGCCCACUCGACCAGCAAGCCUGUAAGGAGGAAAUGGAUGCCAUUGAACAAGCCGCAAAGGACGCCUCCCACGUCGACCCCAACAACCCGAUGCUCCCCGCGCCGACCGUUAUUCUCGCAAACGACCGCGAUUCAUUACGCGCAUUGGGGCUUUGCAUGGUGGGAGGGCAGAAGAAGCCAUUCAUCGAGUGA
This is a messenger RNA of Fusarium coffeatum, 1212 nucleotides long. RefSeq lists its product as uncharacterized. Lineage: Eukaryota; Fungi; Ascomycota; Sordariomycetes; Hypocreales; Nectriaceae. The transcript has 3 exons. Gene Ontology annotation, biological process: division septum assembly. The coding region runs from base 1 to 1212 and encodes 403 amino acids. The record is from RefSeq and is a predicted model, not a curated record. Gene Ontology annotation, cellular component: division septum.